ACCACAUAUUUGCUUCCUGCAGUAAUGCAAAAAUCUUCUAGAGAGACAUAUGCAAACAUGUUGUCAAUCACAAUCAUGCUUUUAUCAUUCUCCAAAAUAACAAUCCUUGGAACUACAUCUGGAAUAACCUUAAAAACAAGAAGUUUAACGGUAGUCUAAUGUGGGAUUCUUUCUUACUCUUUGGGAUGUGGCACAUAUGGCUAACUAGGAAUCACAACCAAUUCAACAAUGUUAAAACCACCACAAAUGUUGAAAAUGUUAUCAAUUGUGCCAUUGAAUUCAUUACUGCUACUGACCAAGGCAUGAGGGAUGACAACACUACUACCAUCCACAUCAAAUGCUUGUUCCCCUAAACAAUAACAUAAUAUUGAACACGGAUGGUUUAACCUUGGAAAAUCUAGGAAAAGGGGUGAUUGGUAGAGUCUUUAGAAAUAGCAUUGGAGACUGGAUACUUGGAUUCCAAAAAGGCCUCCAAAAGACUACCAGUACAAGAGCAUAGAUUUUAGCUCUUCGAUCUCCAGGAAUUUGUAGUCAAAAAAGAUUUACAAACCACUUGAAAUUUGCAUAGACUCAACAGAGGUAAUUAAAUUCUUAAAUCACCCAAAUGAAACUUACAAAAGUUUGUUGAAUGAAUGCAGGUGGCUAUUGGGGAGACCAAGGGGCAGUCUAGUUAGGCAUUUCUCUAAGGAGCAGAAUCGGGUGCAUGUGAUGGAAAAGGAGGGCAAGAAGACAGCUUUUUGACAAUAUUAUUUUGGAUGAAAUUCCACGUGUUUGUCCUAGCAUCUGCGACAUAUGUGUUCGAGGAAGGUGGUGAACCAGUGGGCAUUGCGGUACAUCCUAGUGGGGACAAAUUUGUGUGCUCAACCACUACUUGCUGCAAGAGUUUGCUGUCGAAGAUGUUGGUCCACAAAAAUGCAUGGCCUUUAGUGUUGAUGGCGCCAAAUUAGCCACAGGCGGAUUUGAUGGACAUUUUAGACUUUUUGAGUGGCCAACCAUGCACAUUAUUGUGGAUGAACCUAAAGCUCACAAGUCAUUCAAAGACAUGGAUUUCAGCUUAGAUUCAGAGUUCUUAGCUACCACAUCCACAGAUAGUGUCGCCAGAAUAUGGAACACAAGCGACGGCGUUCCAGGAACCGUAACACCAAAUUCAGAUGAGAAUAUUGAGCUCUGCAGGUUUUCUAAAGAUUGGACAAAACCCUUUUUGUUCACUACUGUUCAAAAAGGUAAUAAGACAAUGAUUGCAGUUUGGGAUAUCACCACAUGGAAGAAAAUUGGACACAAAAGCCUGUUAAAAAAGCCAGCUUCCAUUAUGUCAAUUAGUUUGGAUGGGAAAUAUCUUGCAUUGGGAAGCAAAGAUGGUGAUGUCUGUGUUAUUGAAGUGAAAUAGAUGGAGAUCUCCUCCUUACACAAGAGAAUGCACUUGGGUAACAAUAUCACUUCUUUGGAGUUUUUUCCUAGUGAAAGGUACACUCUAGCAAUAAGUUUCUAUAGAGUAUGAGUCCCUGUCAUUGCCGGUCCUCUUUUCUGAAGCUUAUGCCUUUUUUUUAGAAGUCAUGUUUCUCAAGGAAUUCUAAACAGUGCUAGCAUUUGUCUUUUUUCUCCACAAGUUAUAUAUAGAGAUACAAGAAGAAAUUGUAGUAGAUGUAACUCGUGACUUAAGGGUGAAAAGGGAAGCUUUUGUGAUGGUCUUGUACCUCUUAUAUACGAUUUGGCCAAUUAAGUUUACCAAGAAGCAUGAGUAGAUAUCUUUGAUGCCAACCUUUCAUGAAUACCUUUAGUAUAUGAACUACUUUUUAUUGACAACAACUGAUUAUUGAAGAAGACCUAUAUGCUAUUACCUUUUGGAGUUGAUCUGCUGCACCUAUAAGUUAUUCUGUUGGUGUAACUUUGACCUGUACUUGUACCAUGCAAAACUCCUCAUUCUGCUCCUUUUCAUUGUUUCCUCUAACCUCUCCACCCUUUUGUUCGUGCCCUUUUGGUCUUUUACGUCUAAGGUAAAGAAUGGUGCUACUUUUAGGUAUUCGUUUGCUUGGAUUUUUAUGCAACAUUCUAUCCGUUAGAUGUAUUUUUAGCAAAGCUACAUCAGAGCCCAAAAUGUAGCAUUAGAGAGGCUCAACAUUUAGUACUUCCAUAGCUUCUUCUUGAAGUGGAGUAAUUUUUCUCAUUAAUUGUUUUUUUGGGAAUCAAAACUCUUAUUCUGUUUGCCUACUUUAACUUACAUGUCCACGUUGGUGCACUUUUGGCAGGGUUGCUAUUACUACUUCCUC
Molecule: messenger RNA, 2267 nt
Organism: Lycium ferocissimum
Lineage: Eukaryota; Viridiplantae; Streptophyta; Magnoliopsida; Solanales; Solanaceae
Product: SEC12-like protein 1
Exons: 8
Coding region: 917-1387 (156 amino acids)
Biological process (GO): protein secretion
Cellular component (GO): endoplasmic reticulum membrane
Molecular function (GO): protein binding; GTPase activator activity; guanyl-nucleotide exchange factor activity
Source: RefSeq, a predicted model, not a curated record